Molecule: messenger RNA, 4292 nt
Organism: Wyeomyia smithii (pitcher-plant mosquito)
Lineage: Eukaryota; Metazoa; Arthropoda; Insecta; Diptera; Culicidae
Gene: Vps15
Product: phosphoinositide 3-kinase regulatory subunit 4
Exons: 6
Coding region: 134-4216 (1360 amino acids)
Biological process (GO): protein phosphorylation; autophagy of peroxisome; protein targeting to vacuole
Cellular component (GO): nucleus-vacuole junction; late endosome; phosphatidylinositol 3-kinase complex, class III, type II
Molecular function (GO): ATP binding; protein serine/threonine kinase activity; protein binding
Source: RefSeq, a predicted model, not a curated record
GGGAAAAACACGACAAAGCUGUCAAAUUGCGAAAACAGAAACACAAAAACAACACAGCAAAAGUUAAUAGUUUAUCAUCAUCAGUGCUAUUCAGUGCGAUUAACCUGAAUCAGCCGAAUUUACGUCGCAAAUAAUGGGAAAUCAACUGGUCGGGGUAGCACCGUCCCAAAUCUUCCCCGUCGAGCACUACCUGACCGGAUCGUUCGAGUCGGAUUUGCAGUAUGAAUCCAGCAUGGGAAGCACUCGCUUCCUCAAAGUUGCACGGGCCAAAACCGACGAAGGCUUGGUUGUGGUGAAAGUGUUUGUGAAACAUGAUCCGUCUCUACCGUUGGAGCAGCAUGUUGAUAAGAUUGAAUACAUCAAGAAGAACCUGGCACAUGCGGCGAACUGUUUGCCUUUCCAAAGGGUGCUGACCACCGAGCGCGCCAGCCUCAUCAUUCGCGAGUACGUCAAGCACAGUCUCUACGAUCGGGUGUCGACCCGACCCUUCCUAACGCUGAUCGAAAAGAAAUGGAUCACCUUUCAAAUCUUGUGCGCGCUGCACCAGUGCCACAAGCAGAAGAUCUGCCAUGGUGACAUCAAGCUGGAAAACAUAAUGAUUACAUCUUGGAAUUGGAUUCUGUUGUCCGAUUUUGCUUCGUUCAAGCCAACUUACCUGCCGGAGGAUAACCCUGCUGACUACAGCUUCUUUUUCGAUACCAGCCGUCGUCGAACAUGUUACAUUGCACCGGAACGUUUCGUUAAAUCUACUAGCGGUGAGAACAUUCCGCAAAAAGCAGAUGUAUCACUUGUGGGAGACGGUCCCUGCUACACUGGUAACCUACAAUCAGAGAUGGACAUCUUUUCGGCGGGCUGUGCACUGCUAGAACUGUGGACUGAAGGGUCUGCUCCAUUUGAAUUUUCGCAGCUGCUAGCCUACCGCCGGGGUGAAGUAGAAUUGGUUAAUAAGCACCUCGAAUUUAUCGAAAACAAUUGCUUGAGAACGCUUCUACAAUCUAUGCUAAGCUUAGAGCCCAAAAAUCGAAAAUCCGCUGAAAUUUAUCUGGAUCAAGAAAGAGGCAAACUUUUUCCGGAGUAUUUCUAUUCGUUUUUGCAAUCUUAUUUGCAAAUGUUCUCUACCAUUCCAAUUGUCCCUGCGGACGAGAAAAUUUCACGAUUGCAUUCAGAUAUUGAACAAAUUAUCAACAUUGUGACUGGGAAGAAUGAACAACCCCCGGAAGAGAAUUCUGAACAAGGCGACCUUCCAGAAGGGGUUAUCCCCGAAAUAACUAAGCAAAACUCUGAAAGUGACGGUUUGAUACUAAUAACUUCAGUGGUGACUUCCUGCAUCCGAGGUCUUAAAUUUUGCAGCUCGAAACUUGCCUCACUAGGCAUUCUCCGCAAGCUGGCAGAAAACACAACCUCGGAAACCAUUCUUGACCGCAUUCUUCCUUACAUCUUGCACUUAGCCCAAGAUUCGACGCCACGAGUACGGGUCUGUGCGCUCGAUACGCUCACGCACUGUCUCAGCUUAGUGCGUAACCUGUCGCGAAGUGAUGCAAAUGUAUUCCCCGAUUACAUUCUGCCCGCAAUCGCUCCUUUGGCGACCGACAGCUCUACGAUGGUUCGUGUUGCUUACGCUAGAAACAUCGCAACCCUUGCGGAAACGGCUGUCGGUUUUCUCGAACAAUCCCAGUUCAGUUGUAGUUCUGAGAAUCACACACCCCCGCAUUACGAAACGGAACUUAGCGCACUCCACGAAAUGCUCCAUCAAUCCGUUUUGUCGCUCCUCACCGACGCUCAGCCAAUCGUCAAACAAAUGCUUAUGGAGUCCGGAAUAACUAAGCUAUGUGUCUUUUUUGGUCGGCAGAAAGCGAAUGAUGUAAUUCUGUCGCAUAUGAUAACCUUUCUGAACGACAAAGGAGACAAAAAUUUGCGUGGUUCCUUCUUCAACUGCAUCAUUGGUGUGGCAGCUUUCGUCGGCUGGCACUGCUCGCCAAUGUUGAUCCCUUUGCUACAGCAAGGGCUCACCGAUCCGGAGGAAUUUGUGAUCGCCAAAGCGAUACGAGCGACCACGUCGCUAAUUGAACUGGGAUUAAUUCAAAAGUUGGGUAUUAUCGAGUUCAUAGCCGAAUGUGCCUGUUAUCUGAAUCAUCCAAAUCUCUGGAUUCGACACGAGAUUUGUGGACUGAUCUCCACCUCCGCUAGGAUUCUGAGUGCACUCGAUGUGCAAUGCAAAAUAAUGCCAUCGAUUGCCAAUCACCUGAAGGUGCCGCUAAUUCAGGUGGAGAAACCGGAGCUUCUUAUGGACAGCCUGCUGCCGGCGAUACCGCGCAAUAUUUACGACGAUGUUAUCAAGUGUCACGACAUCAACCAGCUGAUCGAAGUUCUGCGCGAGAGGAAAAUGGCUCGCAGUAAGUGCAGUGAUGGAUGCAUCCCGCAGUAUGGAGAAAUGACUACGCAGAUGAAAAAUCUAUUUCGCCGCCUCACUAACGAAGGCCUCACAGAGCAAAUCGAAUCCCAGCUGCUGGCAAUGAGUGCUCACUUGAUCAAAUUGCACCGGUACAAACUGGCGGAGACACGUCUACCGCACAACAACGGCCGCAUAACACUUAGCCCAACGGUCAUUCGGGAAGUUCCACUAUGCGAGCGGACCAAUAAAAUCGACCUAAAUGCAGGUAAAAGCAAACAAUGCAAAUCCGAAUCGGAAAACCCACAAGAGUGGCAACACAUGUUUACGGCGGUGGACUCACAUUCGCCGUCUCCCACAUCGCCCAGCAACGACUCGGUAGCGUCGGUGCUGACUGUCACGAAUUUGGCUCCGCCAACGCAACCAACUCCAACGUCCAGUUUGGUAGAGUACAGCAUGCCGGAGCGAACUGCCAUGCAGGAACGUUCCGCCGAAUGUAGAGUGGAAUUCGAAAAUCUUAUCGCCAAGCAGAAGGCACGUUACGCUUCCUAUGCAGUGAACCGAGAACUGCGGGAUCCACUAAUGAACGCAUCACCCCUUCCAGCAAGCUGGAAAAUGAACGGCACGCUGGUGGCCCAUUUGCAUGAACAUAAGGCUGCGGUCAGCCGGAUGACAACGCUAAAACAGUGCGGCUCACUAUUCGCCAGUGCUUCGAUCGAUGGCACUGUCCGGCUUUGGGAUUGCAACAAACUUGACGGCCAGCAGUCGAUUAAUCGAUCGCGGCAAUCUUAUCACGCGAAUACUCCGUUGCAUGCCAUUGCGGCAUGUGAUGCUGGACAAUCUCUGGCCAUCGCUGGUAAAGACGGAGCACUUUUACUGUUAAAAAUCGAUACCAACUCCAGUAAAAUGGCUCUGCAGCAGGCUCGACAUCUCGAUUCCAAUUCACGGGUCGAUCGUGUGAGUGGAGAACCCCAAGACGAUGGGCCGGUUGUCGAGAUGCAACCUCUUGAUCAAGGAGCCCAGAGUGUUAUCGUCUACGCAACGCUCUACGGAGCGCUGGUUGGAUGGGACAUCCGAAUGCCGGGUCAUGCUUGGCGCCUUGAAAGCGAUCUCCGUAAAGGUGUCAUCACGACUUUUUGUGUCGAUCCCGCAAGCUCGUGGCUCACAGUUGGAACCAGCAGCGGCCGGCACAUUUGCUGGGACUUGCGGUUCCGUUUGCCGAUUGCAGAAAUUAAACAUCCACAUGACUCGAGGAUACGUCGGGUAUCGCACCAUCCGACAGAGCCUUCCUGGUUAGUCUCGGCCUCGCAAGGCAACAAUGAAGUGUACGUAUGGAACAUCGAAACCGGACACCGGCAGCAAGCUUACUGGGCUAGUCCCAGUCCUCCGCUAUCCAAUACAAAUGUGUCGUCACAUUCCGUGUGCGCUCUCCUCCCAGGAGUAGUUGAUGGUUACGGCUUCCUUUUGACGGGAGGAACCGAUCAGCGCAUACGUUACUGGGAUUCUUUGAAUGUAGACAACUGCUCGCUGGUAGUCCCAGCGCCAAGAGAUUAUCUAGCAGCAUCCAACAUCUCAUACGAAUCUCGACUAAUUGACGGCACAAAUGUGAUUUCGGAAAUCCAUCACAACACCAGCACCGGAGGAAGUUCCAACACCGGGUCUGAUCGUACUAACCGAGCCGGCGCGGAGGACGCACCACGCUCGGGACCGGAAAUGCCUGCUCCGGGACAUCACGAUGUGAUCAGUGAUCUACUGAUGUGCCGGGCGGCCAGACAGUCCUUUGUAGUUUCCAGCAGUCGGGAUGGCGUAAUCAAACUGUGGAAGUAAAUUGUCAUUGGAUAGCAAUGCAAAUGCACGGUUUAUUUGUUAUAAUAAAAGUUUCGAAUAUGAGCACUACAAUCAA